AUUAUUAUUUUGAUAGAAGUAAAGAGGCGCUUAAGAGAUUAUUUUUUACGUAAAUUGUAUUUGUGCAGUUUGUUUAUAAACCAAUUAUGUAUGUAUUUGAGUUGGUGUGAAAUAUUUAAAAAAUAUUAAGUAAAAACGGAUUUGGUGGGAACACAGGAUAAGAUAUACAAGGAAAAUGUACGAGCUUACAAAUUAUGUUUCUGACACGCAUUCGUUUUAUGAGAAAACAGAUGAAGAACGUCAAAAUGAAAAUAAGAAUGAAAGACCAAAUAAAAAUGUUCCACCAGUAUUUAACAAGAGACUGUUCGUUACUUCUGGCAAUGUGGUUAUCACAAAGGAAGCUAGACGAAUUAUGGCUCGAAAUGCACGAUACAGACCGGAAGAGGACCCUGUUUUAUCGAAGACAGAUUUGCGUACUAUGAGAUCAGUUGUUGAAGGUCUAAAACUUAUUCACAAAGAUCAAGGUCACAUCAAAGAUGCAUUAAGUCAUUGUGUUACCAUGGAAACGUACGAUGCUUUCCAGUACGUUGUAAAGAAACAAUGGGAAGACGUAUUGUCGUGUUACUACAUUGUUCACGGGGCUGCUGAAGUGACGUAUGAUAUGCGUGCUACAUCAUCAAGAGCUGUGUAUCAACCGAAUAUUAUUUAUAGUCAUGGAACUGGAGAAUACCUUGGAAUUGUUAGUUCCGAAGACAGGACAGAAGACAUAGCUCCACCUGCUACUGUAUAUACUAAAGAAUUUUGUGAAUUUCUAAGAAUUGAUCGUGACAAAUUUCACAUAAUAUGUGAAAGAUUCAAAUCUAUUCUCUUAAUGGAAAUAAGACGUUAUGUUUUUGGAAAGUCAGCAAUACUCGCAAAAGUUUCCAGGGAAGUGCGAGAAAAGAUUCUACCUCUUAUUCAAAAAGAAGAAUACUCACCAAAUAAGACCAUUCUACACCAAGAUGAAGUUUCAGAAUAUUUAUACAUUAUUAUUUCUGGUCGAUGUCAGUUGUGUCGAGAAGUUUACAUACCAGAAGCACAGAAGACGGUUACAUUCUACGUAGCUUGCAAAGAACCAGAUGAAAUUUUCGGAGUAGAAGGCGUACUUGACAACGAUCCAAGCAUGAACUCGGUCAUUACAACUAGUCCGACAAUCGUGUACAGAGUUCCAAGAAUUGCAUUUGAUAUUGUUAAUAAAGAAAGUCUAUCAAAGAUAAUUGCAAAACAUAGAGACGAGGAAGUCGAGGAUGUAGAGUUAAUGGACAGAGGCUACUUCAAUUCUGUGUGGAAAAAUUACAAACAUUCAAAAGUGCGAGAGGCACUGAAGGAACAUGGAAAGAUGAAGUAUAUGUGUAAAGAUGCACCAAGUCAUGUAGCUGAAAGACCACCAUCUGCUCUGGAACAACACAAAGAAAAUAUGUACAGAUUUAUUCAGAAAGGAGCAGAAUUUGAACCAUACAGGGUUCGGUCAGCAGUGCAGCGACCAAGGUCUGGUCAUAAACUACCCAAUCGUCCACAGACUGUGGCCAACAUUGAUGUCACGGACAAUGGUGUAGAUGAGGAAGAAUCUGAUAGUUCUGAUGAGGAAACAGAACAGAGUCAGCUAAUUACAAAAGAUCUGGCCAAAACAUUGGACAGUUUUUAUGCUAAGGGAAAACAAAAUAGAAGAUUGUCUAUAUAUAAAAAGCUUCAAGGAAACGAGGAAGAUAUGUUGAAAGCUUUGGACGAAAAUAGUGAACUUGGAAAACAUCUACGAAAAGCAUGGGAAACCCCUGGAGCAGACCAAAAAGACAAGGAUGGUUUCAUGGAAAAUGGAGUUUUGGCCACAAUGGAGUCGGAUGAUAUUGUAAGAAAGGCAAUUGCCAUGGCAGAUAAGAAAGCCACAAGACAAAAGAAACGUUCUUCUAUUGAGGAGGAAGAAUGGAAUACAGUAUUACAUGCAGAAAACAAAAAUGCAAAGUUUAUGGCGGCAGCAAAUAAUAUGCGCGUGAAAAUGCUCCGUAAAAAGAUGGAAGAUCUACAGAAACGGAGAGUUAUCAUGUUUGAAAAACCCAUAAAAUCUCCAAAGGAUGUUGUAGUCAUAGAAGCAGAUCAUAACAAUAAUUUGAGGAAGAAACGAUUCAUGUUGGACAAGCUAUCUGAUAUGGGAACAAGAUCAAAAGAAGAGAAAGCCGCAGGGACUGCUGUUGCUAUGAAAGGAACAAUGUUCAUAACAAAAACUAAACGAAAGGUCUGUCAAUCAAGAACCCAGGACGAUAGUGAUGUCUUAAGUCAGGAAAGAAAAGAUGAAGAUGAAGAAUUUCUCGAAAAGCAUUUAUCCAGACUUAGACCUAGUAGUGCCAUUGUUACCAAAGAAGAACAAACAACCUUUAAAACUACUCAUAAGAAAGGGCCAUCAAGAAGAACUUUAGGUCUAUCAACCAGUUCAAUUAGUUCAUGGACAAGUUCAUCAUCAGGUUACAAAAGUUCACAAACAUCACUCCGCUCAUCCUGACAACUGACUCAUCUAAUUUCUACCAUUAGUGCCAAUAACUGUUUUAUUUUAAAAUGUAAAAUGAAAUCGUCUAAUAAAUAAAUACGCACAUCG
This is a messenger RNA of Mytilus californianus (California mussel), 2566 nucleotides long. RefSeq lists its product as uncharacterized. Bases 176 to 2473 code for a protein of 765 amino acids. The record is from RefSeq and is a predicted model, not a curated record. The transcript has 15 exons. Lineage: Eukaryota; Metazoa; Mollusca; Bivalvia; Mytilida; Mytilidae.